This is a messenger RNA of Lindgomyces ingoldianus, 3595 nucleotides long. RefSeq lists its product as uncharacterized. NCBI's taxonomy places the organism in Eukaryota, Fungi, Ascomycota, Dothideomycetes, Pleosporales, Lindgomycetaceae. The transcript has 4 exons. Gene Ontology annotation, biological process: regulation of DNA-templated transcription. The record is from RefSeq and is a predicted model, not a curated record. The coding region runs from base 125 to 3268 and encodes 1047 amino acids. Gene Ontology annotation, molecular function: DNA binding.
ACUUUGCAGGUAGUCACGACCGCGCCAUUCACCCAUUCACCCUCAACCCCGAAUGCGCUUGUCUCGGUAACACCCGCGCUCACACUUCUGUCUGCGCCCACUCGUAGGUGAGCCAAAACCCACCAUGGCGCCGAACAAACCGCCGCGAGACGCUUCCAUCGAGCGCACCUCUGAAUAUGAGGAAUUCAUGGACAAACUUGCGCAAUACCACGAAAAGCGAGGGACAAUCUUGGACCGAGAGCCCAAAGUCGGGCACCGGCAUAUCGACCUCCUGCGUCUGUACAAACGCGUCGUGGGCGAGGGCGGAUACGACAAGGUCUCGGAUACUAAAGGCAACAAGCUCGCCUGGAGGAGGCUGGCUGGCGAAUUCCUCCCUGGGAGCGCCAAUCUGACCACGCAGGCAUUCCUCGUGAAGAGUGCAUACUACAAGAACCUUGCCGCAUACGAAAUCACGCAUAUACACAAACGCGACCCUCCACCAAAGGAAAUUCUCGAGGAUGUCUCUGCAAAGGGAGGUGACCUACUGAGCCGAACCGCCGAAAACUUCUUCCGCCCCGCCAGCAGAGAGACCGAGAGAUUGAGGAACGGGGAAGACGACGACGAAUCUGAAGAAUCCGACGAGGACGGUGUUACGAGGAAGACUCCUAAAGACGACAAAAUGGACAUUGACGAGCCAGGAAGUAGCGGACGAGUGACAAGAGCUCUCCGUCACGCUCCUCCUCAACGCGUCCUUUUCCAGCCCGAAGUCACCACGCGACAGACUCGCCAGGCCACUGGCCACUUGAACUCUCCCCAGCCUGUCAAUGGCAUAUAUGGGACAAGCGGUGCAGCAAUGACAAUAGCGAACUAUGAGCCGCGGACCGCUGUUCCGUCUACCAUGAAGCCCGUCGCUACCCCCGCAAAUCAGCCAGAGCAUUACAGGAAUCUGCGUCUGAAAUAUAUCAAGAACAGGAAGAACAGGAUAGCACCCGUUCGGGGGAUGAUGCUACCUGGUACUGGCUUUCCAGGACCGAACAUCUACAUCCGUGCUCUCCACGCCCUCCGCUCGAAGGAACCGGAAGAGGAAGCAUAUGCGCUCCAUCACCUCGUCAAAAUCUCUCAUGAACGUGGGGACAAGUAUCGGUUCGACCAAUUUCCCGGGCUUGCCGAAGCUUUGAUCGCAAAGGUUAUUGAAUCUGCUUCUAUAUACUAUGACGUGAGGUGGGAGAUCGCCUACGUUGAAGAGGACAUGGAAAAACCCUAUGCUCUCAAUGGCCUGUCUGGAACCCCAGACCUGAUUCAACGGAUAGAGUCACUUCGGACUCUUGACAUUCAGGACGACCUAUUGCCUGAAGAUGUUACACAAUCUUUAGGCAUGGUAAAUGAGGCCGCUCUUAUCAUCCGAAACAUGGUUAUGCUUCACGAGAACGCUUAUUUCGUCUCCACGAUCCCUUCAGUUCGCGAUCUUAUGGUCAUUAUUCUCAAUUUACCGAAUCAUGCGACGGCAGUCGAACUGCAGCACUAUGCACUUGAGAUAGCAGAACAGCUGACCAAAUUUUGGACUCUCGAUGCCCAGGACCCGCUGUAUCACUCUCUACUAGCUCAGUUGGAUUCGGAAGACCGAGGAAAGAUCAUCACCUCAUUGAGAGCCCUUGGGCGAAUAGCCAUGAACCUCGAGGCGACGAACAAAUUGACCGAUGUACCACACAAGGUGCUGCGGUCAAUAUGCGACUGGCUGCUCGUAGAGGACGAGGAACUUCGGAAUGCGUGUCUUGAUUUUCUCUACCUAUUCACGGGUUUCGUAGAUAACGUCGAAAUCCUCGCCAACGAAGUCAACGUCGAAGCCCUUGUCAACCAACUCGUUCGGCUCCUACAAUACAACGCAAUCGCGUACGAAGAACGCCGAAGUAAUCCGAAGUCAUCGAAAUCAUCACAACUUGCUGAAACCCCACCGAAGCUCUCUUCUGCUAUUGUCGAACAGCUCGUGACGAUGGAGGAGCCGGAGCGCAGCGCGCAGUGGCUUCGGACGUGUUUUGAAGAGGAUCCGACUGGAGAAAUAACGCAGAUUUCGCUAUGGUCUGCCUAUAAUGCGGCAUUCCAGGACAUCAUGACUUCUGGUCACUCGUUCAAGGCCCUCAUGCCCGCAAAAGAUUUCAUCACCAAUGUGUCCACAACAUUCGCAGGCGCGUCUGCUCAGGUCCUGACUGUUGGAGGGCAACCCAAGUACACCAUUAGAGGCAUUCGACCACGCCUGACUCCGGUUGACCCUGCUACGAAGAAACAAUACAUGCGCUGCUGUUGGCAUCCUCCUGGGCUUUUGAACGGAUUCUCCGACACCAAACACUCGACUGCGAAGAUCGAAUGCGGCGAGUAUACCUCUGGUGCGAAAGCAAUGUGGGAGCAUGUUGUCUCCUCACAUUUACAAGUGCCUCGCGACGAGACUGGCAAGUGGCUUCUGGAGCAGAAACCAGAUAUCAGUAUGACAAAUGGUGACGCUGUUGGGCCCACCACGCCGACCAAAUAUUUCUGCCAUUGGGGGGGAUGCACACGAUUCAAUCCCUCUGGCUCAGAUUCCCCAUAUGAAGUUGGCCAGCAUAUCAAGACACAUCUCCCUGAUACCAGUUCCAUGCAUUCUCUUCAUGCCAAGCACAACCGUACCACCUCAAGCGCCACUCUACUCUCAACAUCUGCCCAGGUUCGCUCUGAAAACUUCCAGCCUCAGCCUCAAUUUGGUAUGCCGGUCGGACUUAGCGGCCUGGGAAUGGGUCGGUAUCAUGGCAACAGCAGUAAUGGAUACAAUCCCAGUAGUGUGGAUAGCCGCAAUGGGUAUUCAAAUGGUGAAAAGAGCGCGCCGCCAGCAUCGACAACACCCAACUUCCGCUAUUACAACACCGCUCAAGACGAACAAUCAGAUGCCGCCGGUCUCCCUCUUGCCUCGGUCCUAGUCCUCCGUAAUCUCGCGCGCCAACUUGGAAAAUUGGAUCCACCAAAGGCUCCUCUUAAUAUCCCUACCUCGCCCUCACAUAAACGUACAUACAGUGAGGCAGACCCCGAGCAGAGGCGUAAUACUGGCGCAAAAAAGCCUCGUCUCAGCGACGCCGCGAGGGUGGCCGCGCAGCGCGAGACCGAGGAAAUCGAGAAGGAAGAAAAAGAGGCAGGUACAACGGGCUGGGUUCCGAGAGUGUUUGCCCCUGUGAAAGAACAGCUGUGGUUCGUUAUGGCGCAUAACCUCACAUUGAGAAAUUACAUGGGCGGACUGUUCAAGGCUAUUGCUGCAGGAGGGGGAUAGUAAAAGUUGUUAUGCUUUGGCGCUAAGGAAUUAUGAAGGGCGUGGGUGAUGAGGGAGACUUGAUGGGGUUCUAGGGAGUUAUAUUAGGAUUCUGUGGCUGGUGCUUGCUGGUGGAGUUUUUCACUCAAGUUAUCCUCCUUAGAGAUAUCAGGAGGCAUAUAUUUUAUGGAGUCUUAAUUAGGUUCAUCUUCUUCCAGGGCCGAGAUACCUCUGGUGUGUCUGCAAUGGGGUAGGAUGGGAUUGUUUUAGUGGUUGUACUUAGGCUCUAGAGUUGGCUACUUACUCGAGUUGGAACGCCGAGGGCUACCGGUCGUAUGAUGAAUGGCA